AUGCCGAAAGACCACUGCCAGUGUUCCGCUUUAAUCGGGAUAUUCGACGCGAAAUUAGAGCGUCUUUUGAAGGCAUUGGAGGACUCGGGCGCCAAGAAUGCAGCGACCUGGGCGAAAGUCGACAAGGGACAUUCCUCGCUGAACCAAAACCUCGCGAUGUCCAUACCGGGUCCCAUGGCUGCGAAGAAAGUCGUACAACUUUCUGACGCGGCUAUAAAAGCCGCCACAGCGUCUCUAGUGGACAGACGACUAAAAGAAAACAGGCUGAUAAACUGGGGGUCGUUCUCCGGAAAAAUCACACGAGCGAAGCUGGCAAGCCUGAUAAAUCGCUCCACGCAGGAUGGCUACGCCAAAAGGGAAGAAAUCUUGGAGCGGGCUGGCAGCAUUCAAAAGGCCAACCCAAUGAUCAGGCGCCUAUCUGAGGAUCGUCCUCUAGACGCGCGCAAGAUUGGUCACAACAGGUCAGGAGUGGAAGCACGAAACAGGCUUCCACCGGGCACUAAACCAGACGACCCCAAACUCAUGACCAAGCCGAUUGUGGUCAUAUCCCCCUGUGCUCCCGAAAGCAGGCCGAUGAAACCAGCUGGUUCUCCGGACAGCAGUUUUUAUUCGACCACCACAGGCCUCUCGCCCACCAAAGGCAGGGACGCCCUGGAGGAGACAAAUCCCACAUGCAAGCAGCGCCCAAACUACGUGGAGCUAUCAACGCUUAUCUCCGUAUCAGAGGGCACAGCUGCAGCCGCGCACUCGUCAACAAAGUCACAGCCCCUGAACUGGACUGAGUCAGAUGUGCGGGGACAAGGAGCGAAGCCAAUCUCUAGCUCCACUCCGUCAAAAGCUGCAUCCCUGCUUGUGGACCCAACUGUCGCCCAGUACCCCGACACCCAAAGCCACAAACAUGACUACAGCCAUCCGGAAAAUCCCUCGUACAUCCAGUUGUCCACGCUGAUCGCUGGCGGAUCGGGUGUGCACACAAACACGGAAGAAGAGCGACUGCAGCCAAAAAAGCCAUAUAAAACUCGCCAUAUUAGAAAACUGCUGGCUGGCUUCAAGAUGUUGGAUACUCAACUGCGUGAAACCCAAGCACUUGUCCUAUCACCGACACGCGAGUUAGCUUCUCAAAUCCAGAAGGUCAUCCUUGCUCUUGGCGACUACAUGAAUGUUCACUGUCACGCUUGCUACGGUGGAACCAACGUUGGCGAAGAUAUCAGAAAGCUUGACUAUGGUCAGCACGUAGUUUCGGGCACUCCUGGACGAGUUUUUGAUAUGAUUCGUCGACGAAAUCUGCGUACAAGAGCAAUCAAGUUGUUCAUUCUGGACGAAGCCGAUGAGAUGCUAGACAAAGGAUUCAAGGAACAAAUCUACGACGUCUACCGUUACUUACCUCCAGGGACUCAGGUCGUUCUUCUCUCCGCAACAAUGCCUCACGAGAUAUUGGAAAUGACCUCCAAAUUCAUGACGAAGCCUGUUCGCAUACUGGUCAAACGUGAUGAACUGACUCUGGAGGGGAUCAAGCAAUUUUUUGUGGCCGUGGAACGAGAGGAAUGGAAAUUCGACACACUGUGUGACCUGUAUGAUACAUUAACAGUCACACAGUCUGUCAUUUUCUGCAAUACCAAACGUAAGGUCGAAUGGCUAACAGAGAAAAUGCGCAAGAACAAUUUCACCGUGGCCUCAAUGCAUGGAGAUAUGGUACAACGCGAGCGGGAGGAAAUCAUGCGUGAUUUUCGAGCCGGAGAAAGCCGCGUCCUGAUCACAACCGACCUGUGGGCGCGUGGAUUAGAUGUACAGCAAGUGUCUCUGGUCAUCAACUACGACCUUCCUAAUAAUCGUGAAUUGUACAUCCAUCGAAUCGGUCGCUCGGGUCGUUUCGGUCGCAAGGGUGUAGCGAUCAAUUUUGUCAAGACCGAAGACAUUCGAAUCCUUCGUGACAUUGAACAGUACUACUCCACUCAAAUCGAUGAAAUGCCAAUGAAUGUGUCCGACCUGGUUUAAACUCCCGUUGGCUCGUUUUGUCGGCUACUUCGCGUUUCUGCAUACACUGUAUAUCGUGCUUUAUGUCGUUCUUCAGCUGCUUGCAUGUGCUAGUCGUUGGUCUUUG
Opisthorchis viverrini is the source of this 2101-nucleotide messenger RNA. RefSeq lists its product as hypothetical. Bases 1 to 1995 code for a protein of 664 amino acids. The record is from RefSeq and is a predicted model, not a curated record. Gene Ontology annotation, cellular component: catalytic step 2 spliceosome; nucleolus. NCBI's taxonomy places the organism in Eukaryota, Metazoa, Platyhelminthes, Trematoda, Opisthorchiida, Opisthorchiidae. The transcript is spliced from 6 exons. Gene Ontology annotation, molecular function: mRNA binding; ATP binding; RNA helicase activity.